Molecule: messenger RNA, 1945 nt
Organism: Suillus discolor
Lineage: Eukaryota; Fungi; Basidiomycota; Agaricomycetes; Boletales; Suillaceae
Product: kinase-like domain-containing protein
Exons: 12
Coding region: 172-1734 (520 amino acids)
Biological process (GO): protein phosphorylation
Molecular function (GO): protein kinase activity; ATP binding
Source: RefSeq, a predicted model, not a curated record
AGCGCUUACUAUCACCGACGUCGGAUAACCACCAACAUCAACAACUUGAAACCCCCACCCUCUCUGCAACUGACACUAGUUAUACCAAACAAACUUUGAUACCAGUCCAACACCUACUCGAUAUACCAGAACCAUUUAACCAUUCACUCCCAGUCACUGCGUGUGCGAUAAAUGAUGGAUACUAGGAAUCAAGACCCGGAGGAAUUGUAUGUCAAACAAGACAGAAUCGGGAAGGGAUCCUUUGGAGAAGUUUACAAAGGGUAUGACAAACGAACUCAGAAGACCGUCGCCAUCAAGAUCAUAGAUCUUGAAAGCGCAGAAGAUGAGAUAGAGGACAUACAGCAAGAGAUCCAGAUUCUAUCACAGCUAGACUCACCACACGUCACCAAAUAUCAUGGAUCCUUCCUCAAGGGUUCGAAUCUCUGGAUAGUCAUGGAAUACUGCUCGGGCGGCUCGUGUUCCGAUCUGAUGAAACCCGGCGUAUUUCGGGAAGAGUAUAUCGCAAUCAUCGUCCGAGAGCUUCUUCGCGGACUUGACUAUCUGCACACAGAGGGCAAGCUUCAUCGGGAUAUCAAAGCUGCCAACAUACUGCUUUCCGCAGGAGGUGAUGUCAAGCUUGCCGACUUUGGCGUGUCGGGGCAGCUUUCUGGAACACUGUCCGCCAAGAAGAACACUUUUGUCGGCACGCCAUACUGGAUGUCGCCCGAAGUAAUCAAACAGAGUGGUUAUGACCAUAAAGCAGAUAUAUGGAGCUUGGGUAUAACUGCAAUUGAACUAGCAAAGGGAGAGCCACCCUAUGCAGAGCUCCAUCCGAUGAAGGUGCUAUUCUUGAUACCCAAGAACCCCCCACCGCAGCUGGACAGUCACUUCUCCAAGCCAUUUCGAGACUUUGUUGCGUAUUGUUUGCAACGGGAUCCCCGCGAUCGCCCGACGGCACGCGAGCUGUUAAAGCACAAGUUUGUUCGUAUGGCAAAGAAGACUAGUUACCUCACAGAACUAAUCGAGAGGCAUGAGCGAUGGAAGGCCGAGGGUGGAGAUCGCGUGGAGGAAGAGGAACAAGUUGUCAAUCAAGAAUUGCCUGCAAACGCUGACCUAGAAGAUCUCUGGGACUUUGGUACUGUUCGACACACAGGACGGUCGGGGACGAUUGGGCGUGCACAAAACUCGAUCAAGGUGUCUGGUCCCCCCCUAACAUGGGAGAUGAAUGGAUCUUCUCGUGAGGCGUCAUCCUCUUCCUCGAUCACAGCGAAAAAGGCGUCCGGGUCAUCGUUAAGGUCCAAGACUGAGCUGCCGCCGUUACCUUCGUCCCCUCCGCUGGUGCCAGCGUCUGCACCACCCGCUCGAGCACCAAGCGUGUAUGAGCAAGCCACCGUGAGACACAUGCCGAGUGGAGGGCCCAGCAACGAGACACAAACUGGCCACGAGCGGGAGUCUUCUGAUGAAGAUUAUGAUGACCAGUACUUGGACACUUAUCCUAGAGGCGCGUCUGUUCAAGAGAAACAGCAUGAACCAGAGGACGAUGAGUUACCUGAUACUACUAUGCUUGAUUCUGUCAUAUUACCCGCAAUAGCUUCGCUAUUCCCUCGAGUAUCGACACAGGAAGCGCGAGUCGCGCUGAGCGCCCUACAACGGGCAUUCAAUGAGGCUGAGCGCAUCAUUCCAGGUGUGACUAUGGAACUGGUGAACGAGAUUGUAGAUUCCGUGGAGCGAGUAGAGGAUGAUCACCAGCAGUAGGUUAACAUACCACUGACAUUGUGAGAUCUUGAUUUGCAGUCAUUUGUUCCUUGCUUUCGUUGCUACAUUCUUAGGACGCUCUCACCCCACAAAUACGAACCCACAGAUGCAUUCACCCCAUCUUACCACACCGAUCCGUGAUGUACAGCAUAUAUAUCAUGUAGCUCUUAUUAGCAUGAAUGAAGAGUGUGAAGUGCCAAUGAAUUAUACG